GGUUUGAACUUUAGAAGCAAUAAUAUGUUAUCUGCAAUUUAUAUAAUAAAAAAUAGUUGUUUUGGGUUUUGAAAUGACGUCAAUGCCGGGUUUCCUAAUGAAUUCUAAUUUUGCACCUUUGUAAUGUGUAUUUAUGUGUUAAGUAAUUUAUUUUUUAUUAUUUCGUAGGUAUUCACUAUUGUAGCAUCUGGCUAUAGUAUUGUUUUGUUUUUUUUUGUUUUUAAAUUAGCUGACUAGUGACCAAAUACAGAUCAAUUAUUGAUUAACACAGAUUAUUGUUAGCUUAAGUUUAGAACAACUAAUUUUUUUUAAUAAUGUUUUCCUCAAAAUAUUUAUGCAUACUUUUUGCAUUGUUAAUGCCGUGUAUAGCCUUUGACUCUUCAGAUUUAAAAUGUGAAGUGUGUUGUCGUCUUGUCGAAGAAAUACAACGCAAUGUUAGUUCAAUGGAAGCAGCAAACAUUGUGCAAGUUUCUAAUUUUCGAUUGGAUGGCAAUGGUGAUCAAAUAAAACAGACUGUUCCAUUAGCACGGACGCAGUUAUACUUAACAGAGGUAAUGGAUUCUGUAUGUGAAAAGAUGAAUGAUUAUGUACGUGCUACAUAUAAGAAGAAUGGUACGUUGACAGUUAUGCAAUUGAUACAAGAUGGAAAAAUGAACCCGUUGAUGAGUGAGGUGGAUGUGGUUCAAGACUCUGAUCUGAACAAAAGCUUACAAUAUUUUUGCGAAGAGAUUGUCGAUGACAUUGAAGAAGAUCUCAUAAAUAUUAUUAAGUCUGAAGAUGAUGACCACCUUGUUCAUUCCAUUUGUACUAAUGUUAUGCAAUUGUGCCCAAUAAAAAAUAAUAAAGUAGAAUUAUAACCAAAAGUUAUUGUAUUUAAUGUUUUUAUGUAUAGUUUAUUAUAUGAUUUAAUAUUGUUUAUACAUAAAAUAUUGAUGAUGUUAAUUUCUAUUAUUUUAAUAACCUAAUACUAAUAGAUGUAGGUACUCAUGUCCAAUACAAGUGUACAUUCUGCCUUUCCUUUUUCAUUUUGAUAUACAGCCAGACCACUAUUAGGCUUGUUGGCUUGAGUAAUAUAAAAUGUAACUAUUACAUACCUUUUGGCUAUUGCAAUACUUAAGUAGUAACUAGUAAGUGUUAUUUGUCAUUAUUAAUAGUCAGAGCCAGUAUAAUUUUUUAUUAUUUAUCUCUAUUAUUCUACUAAUAAAUUUACCGUAGUACUUUA
Messenger RNA from Metopolophium dirhodum (rose-grain aphid), 1222 nucleotides. It is a transcript of the gene sel, whose product is annotated as protein seele. The transcript has a single exon. NCBI's taxonomy places the organism in Eukaryota, Metazoa, Arthropoda, Insecta, Hemiptera, Aphididae. The coding region runs from base 315 to 857 and encodes 180 amino acids. The record is from RefSeq and is a predicted model, not a curated record. Gene Ontology annotation, cellular component: endoplasmic reticulum.